Pisolithus orientalis is the source of this 438-nucleotide messenger RNA. RefSeq names its product ribosomal protein L36-domain-containing protein. The record is from RefSeq and is a predicted model, not a curated record. NCBI's taxonomy places the organism in Eukaryota, Fungi, Basidiomycota, Agaricomycetes, Boletales, Pisolithaceae. Gene Ontology annotation, biological process: translation. The transcript is spliced from 2 exons. Gene Ontology annotation, cellular component: ribosome. Gene Ontology annotation, molecular function: structural constituent of ribosome. Bases 55 to 306 code for a protein of 83 amino acids.
UGGGUCCGUCCCAAAAACUCGAUUUCAUCAUCCUCACCGCAAUAGCCAUCAUUAAUGCUCCGGAGGCUCCUGACAUCGAGCAGGCCGCUACUCACGCGGGCACGCGCUGCUACGUUCCCGGGUAUCAGCCUCCCACUCCCAUCCACCGUUACUCGUGUCGAGUCUGCCGUUCCGACAUUCACCAGGGGGAUGAAAGUUCGCUCUUCGGUCAAAGUUAUGUGUGACGGCUGUAGCAUCGUCAUAAGAAAAGGCCGCGUCUAUGUCGUGUGCUCCAAGAAUCCCAAACACAAGCAGCGCCAGGGCUGAGCGUACACCCGCUCGGUUCGAAGGGCUUGCUGAGCACCGCAUCUACCCUAAUGUAGAUUUGCAGCCAUGUUGUCAUUCACACCCUGCCGUUUCUCUUUUGUGUUCCAGUGAACAAGCAAUUUUUCCAAGCAC